UUCGGACUCAUAGCUCCAAUUUAAGAUUCAAUCAAAUUAAUACCCAGUUCGUUCGAAAUCUGGUGUUAGGUUAAUUUUUGGGGGUCAUUUGGGGUUGGAGAAGUUCAAGGAAGAGCUCAAACUGAAUGGGAUCGAAUUAUAGGUUUGAAGAGCUAUGAUGGGAGUGGUAAACAAGUUCGUAAUCGCGUCCAUGUGCAUGUUUGCAGCUCCUAUCGCGAUUCUAUAUGGAUUCAAACACAAUUUCUUACCCGGUUCUACUGAAUUGCCUUCAGAGUCCGUGACUCUAUGGAGCGGAAUCCUCGCAGUCUUUUCCGUCAACGUGGUCAUAGCAUUCUACAUCUACAUGGCCCUGAAAGAGCCCUCGGGCAAGCCAGAGCCAGAUCUUAAGUUCGUUGCAGAGGCCAAGGCCAGCAUAAAGCAGUCGCAACCAAGUCGAGCAUCCGAUCGUUCCAAACACAAAUAGCAGGUGCCAUCGGGCUUGGCCGCGUAGUUUCUGAAACGCCCGUUGACACGUGCCUUGAAAUGCUUUCACGAAUUUUGUUGCAGAGUUUUGCACCUGUAUUGUCAUUUUUUGGUUUUGUUGCAGAGUUUUGCACUUUGUAUUGUCACUUUUUGGGUGUUUUAGGUGUGUUUCUGUGUCCAAUUGAAUUUACUUGGGCAAAAUUAUGAUUUUUAUUGGUCAUUUAACAAAA
This is a messenger RNA of Salvia miltiorrhiza (redroot sage), 692 nucleotides long. RefSeq lists its product as uncharacterized. Gene Ontology annotation, cellular component: endoplasmic reticulum membrane. Gene Ontology annotation, biological process: vacuolar proton-transporting V-type ATPase complex assembly. The record is from RefSeq and is a predicted model, not a curated record. Lineage: Eukaryota; Viridiplantae; Streptophyta; Magnoliopsida; Lamiales; Lamiaceae. The transcript is spliced from 3 exons. Bases 155 to 463 code for a protein of 102 amino acids.